GACUCCCGUCAGCUGUGUGAAGAAAAUCCGGUAUCGGGCUUGUAACACUUGAGAGAGAAAGAGAGUGUGAGAGAGAGGGAGGAGAAGAGAAGAAAGACAAAAAGUCAUACACCGGUGCUUUUUUUGCAACACCAGACCUUCCGCUCUUGGUCUGGCCUGCUGGUUCAAACCCACUGGAAGGAGAAAAACAAAAAAAUCCAUCCAUCCAUCCACCCUCUCCCAGCCAUGGUGCGUGUGAUCUCCGAAAAGUUGUUCAGCCCUCCCAGGUCUCGACACAGCUCGGGAGAGACACUUGACAAAGAACUUGCAGCCAGAGCAGUGGAGGCUCUGUCGAGUUUAGAGAGCCGUCGUCUGGAUUUCUUCUCAGACUACGAAUCGUCCAGUGAUUCGCACUGGGACUCGGAGGCUGACCAGGACUGUGACAGUCAGGAAGGGUCGUUGAGAGCAGGACAAGGCGAGGGCUCCAAAACCGGCGCAGCCGGUGAGGAUAUCGUCCGGAAGCGAAAGGAGAGACGGCGGGAGCGCAACAAGCUGUCUGCGCAGGCGUACAGGAUGCGACGCCGGGAGCAGUCAGUGAAACAACAGAAGGUACUGAGCACGCUGGAAGAGGAGAACACGCGGCUGAAGCUGAUGGUGGAGAACCUGGAGUCGGAGCUGGGCAGUGUUCGUGCGGCAAUGCGUCAUCGUCACGCCUCCCAGCCAGACGCCCCGCCCUUCUCUGGCCCCCAGCAGCCCCUAGCCCCGCCUUCACCUUCCCCUCCGCCAGCACUGCCCGUCCUGUUGGUGGCAUCUGCCCGAGUACCCAUACUAGCCAGCGCGACGAUGAUGACGACGAGGCUGGCGAUGAUGAUGAUGAGGGGAGCGGCUUGGGUGUUGGGCGAGAAGCCGUGGACAACGACCGCAUGCAGCUCGGGAACGUCGCCAUGGUAGACAACUUCCUGUUCAACACGAGGCCCUCGCUUACACACUCGGCUGCGGCGAUGCCCUCCGUGCCCUCCACAUCUUUGUGUUUUGGGGUCAGCACCAGCGGCGUUGUCGCUGCUGCCCGUCCCAGGAUCGCCACUACCACCACCUCCACCUUCCCCAUUACCACCACCAUUAAGGACUCUGCCACUAACAUCUUUUCACUCGCCGGCGCCAACAGCAACGACACCAGCACCGGUGUGCCACUCCAUCACAUCCCUAACUACCGCCAGCAUGCAAAUCCUUUCUUGAAUUCGGACCUCAACGCCAACACUGCGGGCAACACGACGACGUGCAAUGUUCGUGGCACAAACCAACACCUCCACAACAACAACAACAGCAUCAUCGUCCUGAACGACGACAUGAACAAUAACGACAACGCCUCUCAGUUCCAGCAACACCGCCACAACAACAGCAACAUGCUUUUGGCGUCGUCUCUGGGGGGCGGGAGGAAGACGAAGCCGGCCUGUCACUCCGGCCACGUGUUGUAAAGGACGAGGGCUAGAGCAGGUGGGGAAGAUGACCAAGAGAUCUGACAGGUCGGCUUCGGAGAAAGGAAGGGGUGAUCUCGACAUUGACCUUUAAGCUUCUGACCUGGCAGGCGCCCUCGCUCACCUGAGACAUUUGCAGGCAGAACAACCUCCUGCCUCUCGUCAGAAUCUUGUUUGUGCAAACAUCUGUGACGUCAUUAAGCUUUUCUGGUGGCCUCAUACCGGUCCACAGACCUACCCGCCCCCAUAUUAGUUCAACACCCACAUACACACCCCUCCCUGUCCUCUCCAAUGACGAUUUGUACAGGUGCUGUUCCUCCUGACUCCUGGGAGUACGCCACGCACACAUAUAGUAACUUCAUUCCUGAGCUGGCCGUCUGGACACAAAAACAGUUUCCACUAGCAACUAGGCUGUUUGUCUGAGCUCUUGUAAGACACCAAACGGCCUUUUUUUUCACUGGCGCCGAGAGUGUUUCCUCCCCCCCCCCCACACCAACAUCCUUUUUUUUAAAGCGCAGAGUGGAGGAUGCAAGUUGUAAUGACAACAAUUGCAGCCAUUCCUGUGCGCAGACAAACCCUAGCAAAAUCCUAACAGGCUUUCUUUUUAUUUGCUUACUUGUGACGUGUCGGUCUGUUCGCCUGUGUACCAUUCUGACGUCAUCAUAAACUGCCUGCACCCAGACUGCGCCCCACCCACAAAAGAUGAGGAAAAAGUUUGAAGAGGAUAAGGAAGGAGCCUGUGCGCACUCUCCCUAACGCACAUCCACAGGCGCGCACGUGCCUGCGCCAACAUGUAUCAGAUGCCUUUUUUUUCAGACAUGUAUUGUUUUGACUGUUGUAGGCGAUCAUACUUCUCUGUGAGUGACAACUGUGUAGAUGAUGUAAGCGAUGAUGACUGAUGUAGGUUGCCAUACACGCUAUGUUGAUCAGUCACGAGGCUAUGUCGACGUUCGUGAAUGACACUUGAUGAUGACAAACUGUAGAUGUCAGUGUAAUCACAACACUAUGCUGGUCAGAGGUGAUUGUGAAUGCUGCAUGGCGUGAAUGCAGGUGAGAACACGGUGAUGUGAUCAUUCAUCCUGAGAGAAAGCUUAAUGUUGGAAAACGACAAACCUUCAUAACCGCACACAGUUUACCACAAACAACAACAACAACUUCCAUCAUAGACACUGCCAAGCCACUCAUUUCUUUAUUCCCCAUCUCAUAGCCACGGUAAUUGUACCUCAUUACCUUAUAAUGACUAUGGUAAUGUUACAUGCAACCUGUACCAGACCAUUUCAUUGGUCAGUUCGCGACUUGGGUUCACAUGCAAAUUGUGCAUCAUUGUUUAUAUGUGCUACAGUUUUCUAAACAACAGGAUUGAUCUCUUCAUUUUUUAUCUUUUUUUUUAUUCUGUUCAUUCGUGGGAAAUUGUUUAAACUGAGUCGAGAAUUCUGAUCCCACAGAAUCGAAGUUAAGAAAGCAUUUUUUUACUUUCAGAUUUUGACCUUUAUAUAUGGUCAGCAUCUAGUUUCCACCAAAUGUUUUGAUGCUACUCUUAAUCAAAUUCCAGAACCUUCGUAUCCAGUAUGUGAACAAAACACGGAGUACUUGAUGACAGGGGAGCGGGAGUAGCAGGCGUUAGGGGAGGGAUUCUUCGGGAAAACAAAUCAGAUCAUAGUAUUUCAAGGGGUGGAGAAGAGAGUAGUUUUGUAAAGAAUAAUUGAGGGUAUACAUUUUCACACAAUGUUAGGGAUGCAAACAAAUGUUGAGACGACUCUUGACUUUUGCAUGCUACGAGGCACGAUUUUGUAAGUGAACAUGGAAUUAUUGACAACUUGUUGCCCUCUUCCCCCUCUCUCCGUGCGCUUGUAACCUAGGAGAAGACCUUUUGUGUGAAUGUAAAGACAAAAAAAUCCACGGUUGGGCUGCCAUGUUGAAAGUUGUUGCACGUUUUACGAUCAAGUAUAAACUGAUGUUGCGUUAUUCAGCCCUCGUCAUCAGAAAGUCCUGUGUACUUUAUUGUCAUUUUUUUUUAUUUCCUUGUGGGAACAUCUGGAAAUGCGGUUAGGAGGGCAGAUAACUCUGGAAAAGUUGAAUCAGUAUUAGUGAACUACAGGUUCAUGGUUUUGUUUGACACGCGCACACUUUAAGCAAGAUUUUCUGGUUUAUAUCCGUUAUUUUCUGACAAAAGAUUUUUAUGGCUGCAAAAAUGGCGAUGCUAACAUUAAAAGUCAAAUGUGUGUAUGUGGCUAACGCUUUUCCAAUCCCUGUUUAGUGAAAUAUUUUUGUUGUUAGCGGUUUGCAACUGUGAGGGUGACCGCUUUGCGAGCCCGCGGAGCGUGGGAUUGCAUCAGAAUAUCUGACAAAGGUCAGGUGGUGAGAAGGCCGGGGUCACGGCAAUGCCUCCCGAGGCCUGAUGGCACUUGCAUCAGACUUGCCGUGCGCCCUACUUUCACCAGCCGGCGCGCGCCAACCGCGGACUGUAGGUGGUGGGUGCCGCGCUCCUCUCACUUCACAUCAACGACAGACGAGAGAGGAAGCUACUCCCCCGGCUACCUCACCACAUGGGUUGUAGUCCGAGGAAUGGUGUACAUGUGUGUGUGUGGGUGAGGUGGAUGGGUGGGGUGGAGAACAAGGCUGGAGACAAUGCUGCUGUUAAAGCCUCUGAAGUGGUUUGUGUCAAGUUAUCAGUGGAAGUCGGCUGCAAACUUUUUUUUCUUUCUUGGGGGUGCGGAGAUUGUUGGCCCCCCUUUUUUUUUUUUUUUUUUGAUGUUGCAGUAACAUUGAUGUGGAAGGAAGGUCAAAUGGGGUGAAGAAAAUGAUGCACUCGGUCAUAUGCCGAUCAGAGGAAUUAGGUUGUUAUUGUCGAUACCACUUAUUUUGUCAUGUUUUCUUUGUUUAUACACUUCAAAAGCAAGAGGAAGAAGGAAACCAUAUUGAUGGAGCAGAAAAGCUGGAGUUAUUUCCCUUAGUAACUUUCCUUUAAAAGACUUUGCACAUCCUUAUUUCUUUGACUGUUGAACUGGCAAGCUCCAUUGUUUAAACUCUGACAAAACGUGUUUCAUCUAAUAAAAAUGUAUUAUGAUGACAGUGUAAUGUAUACACAAGAAAUAUGUUCACACCUAUGUUGAUCAAUUGUUAUUAACCAACUAUUCAAGUGCUUGAUUAACGCUGUAUUUGCUAAUAUCAGCUUAGACAGUCCCUGAUACACUGAUAGGUUGUGAACUAUUGCUAGUUUUGUCAGAGGGAUCUUCGCCAUUUUUCUGGGACUACUUGCUGAGGAAGGGUUUCUAAUCAGCAACCAUUCUUGUAUUCAGCAACUAAAAUGACCUUAAAAAGAAUUUUUCCUCAUAAAAAGAUAACUGGAAGUUUCCUGUAAAUAGAAGAAUGUGGUAUUAAGAACAAUACCUGAUGAUGAUGCACAGGACUUUUCAAUAGAGUUGAAUCUUUGUGUUUUCAGUUUUUUUUUAAUUCUGUUGUGCAAGUAACACUGAUAUUAUUCAUUUUUGUAGAACCCUUUCCUCUACGGCCUAUUUGACACAAUCCCCUACAGUCUUUACUCAAGUCAGUGGGGUACUAGGCGCACACAGCGGUGACUGAACAUACAUUUUUUGUACUCUUUUAAGACAUUCAUAUCUAUCUCAUGAAUAUUUGUAUAACUGUGCAUGAUGAUCUUGUGCAGGCGCAGAAACUUUUCUCAUGUGUACACACCUGCAUCCACACAAACGUUUUGAAGCGUGCACACAAUUUUACAUAUGCACACAAGCACAUUUUGUCUCUUUCGCAGACCAAAAGUCUUUCAUACCUUUUCCAACAGAAUAAAGAUUGGAAAAUUAAA
This is a messenger RNA of Pomacea canaliculata, 5274 nucleotides long. RefSeq lists its product as uncharacterized. NCBI's taxonomy places the organism in Eukaryota, Metazoa, Mollusca, Gastropoda, Architaenioglossa, Ampullariidae. The transcript is spliced from 3 exons. The record is from RefSeq and is a predicted model, not a curated record. Gene Ontology annotation, biological process: regulation of DNA-templated transcription. Bases 226 to 930 code for a protein of 234 amino acids. Gene Ontology annotation, molecular function: DNA-binding transcription factor activity.